AUGACAAUCCCACGCUUGGAAUUAUCUGCCGCAUGGUUGCUAACACAACUGAUACUUCAUGUUAAAGAAGUUCAGUCGCUUGAAAAUGUCAGGAUCAAUCUCUGGACUGACUCCGCCGUGACUCUCGCAUGGAUUAAAAGUCCAGCAAUCCGCUGGAAGACAUUCGUCCGCAAUAGAGUGGGAAAAAUCCAAGAAACGCUUCGAGAUGUCUCCUGGAAAUUUAUUCCAGGAAAACAAAACCCCGCUGACUGCGCUUCAAGAGGUAUACCUACGCUAAAACUGAAACAACACGCUCUCUGGUGGCAUGGACCAACUUGGCUUCAUGAACCAGAAUCCUCUUGGCCCACUCUGGAGCCUCCAAAAGACAACGCAACGCAUCGAGAAGAACGCCAAGGGGUCCUGAGAGUCGGUGGCCGCUUGAGAAACGCAUUGCUGGACCCAGAAGAGAGGCAUCCAGCGAUUCUACCGCGACAAUCACCGCUUACAUCAAUUUUGAUUGAUGAUUCGCACCGCAAAACGCUUCACGGAGGUACUCAGCUUACGCUCGCUGACUUACGCAAGAGUGUCUGGAUCAUUGGAGGCCGUGUUCCAGUCAGAUCAUUUAUUUUACGCUGCGUUAUCUGCACGAGACACCGUGGAGAACGCGCUCAACAGUUGAUGGGUCAACUACCCGCCGCACGAGUACAGCCAACUCGAGCCUUCUUGCAUACAGGACUCGACUACGCUGGACCUAUCACGCUGAAAACGUUUCAAGGACGUGGAGCAACACGCUCCAAAGGCUGGAUUGCAGUCUUUGUAUGCAUGUUCAGUUCAGCUGUACACUUAGAGCUAGUAACUGACUACACCGCUGCCGCUUUCAUCGCCGCUUAUCGCCGCUUCACUAGUCGCCGAGGUAUCUGCCACACGCUAUAUUCAGACUGUGGAACCAAUUUUGUAGGAGCAGAUAAAGAGCUGAAACGACUAUUCGCUGCAGGAUCCCGCACAUUACGAGAAUUAUCAACCUUGAUCGCUCAAGAUGGCACGAACUGGAAAUUCAAUCCGCCUGGAGCUCCACAUUUUGGAGGAAAAUGGGAAGCCGCUGUGAAAUCUAUCAAAUUUCACCUUCGAAGAACAAUCGGAGACUCGCUGUUGACGCUUGAGCAAUAUUCAACGCUACUGGCUCAAAUUGAAGCCAUAUUGAAUUCCAGACCGCUCACACCGCUGAAUGAAGAUCCUGCUGACCUGGCUGUACUGACUCCAGGUCACUUCUUAAUCGGACAGUCACUGACCGCUAUCCCAGAGCCAUCUCUGACAGAUUUACAACCUGCUCGGCUCUCGCACUGGGAACAAGUCCAGCAAAUGGUUCAACAUUUCUGGAAACGCUACUACCAGGACUGCAUCCACCGCUACCAGGCCAUUUCAAAGUGGCAUCAUCGACGCAACCAGAUCAAGGUGGGUUCAGUAGUACUGAUCACCACUGAGGAUCUCCUGCCAACCAAGUGGCCAUUAGCCAAAGUAAUUGCUGUCCAUCCAGGUGAAGAUGGACAAAUCCGCGUAGUAACUGUUAAGACAGUUAACACAGAGCUGGUACGUCCAAUUACAAAGCUCUGUGUCCUGCCGCUAACGCAUGAAGAAGAUGGUCUUGUCGACGCAGCCGCCAACCCGGGGGAGAAUGUUCGGUGA
Molecule: messenger RNA, 1662 nt
Organism: Cotesia glomerata
Lineage: Eukaryota; Metazoa; Arthropoda; Insecta; Hymenoptera; Braconidae
Exons: 2
Coding region: 1-1662 (553 amino acids)
Biological process (GO): DNA integration
Molecular function (GO): nucleic acid binding
Source: RefSeq, a predicted model, not a curated record